UAUGAACAGUAGAGCUGAUCACGGGAAAUUGACGGAGUCCUAACGCGCGGUACCACGCCUUUAGCUUCCAACCACAUCAAUGUCUUCAGAGACCAGCCCACCACCUGACCCUGAGGCUCUUGCAGCAGCAGCUCAGCGCCGCAAUGUCACGACAGAACAAGUAAUUUCUGGUUCUGAACUCCUUCGACAGCGCGAGCAGCGGCAGAUGUUUCGACGUCUGAUAGACCCUGGUAUAUCUCGGCCUAACCCCCAAGAGGCGGCGAUGGCUUCAUUGAAGAUAUUAUCGAAGAUAGCUGAGAACCUAAUACGAGAGCCUGAAAACCCCAAGUUCCGGCAGUUCAAAUCGACAAAUGAUACGAUCAGACGUCGCUUGAUUGAAACUAAGGGUGCGCUAGAGUAUGCGAUCGAGAUGGGAUUUCGUCCGGAGGUAAAGGAGUUUCAGCCCCUCUACGUCUGGAAUGAGCGCAAAAGCGAAGAAUUGCGCAUUGGCGCCCAGAUAUUACAAGAGACCAUAGAGCUGGCUGAACAAAAAUCAGCCAGGUCUCAAAGAAACGCGGCUGAAGCCAAGGGUGCUGCUGAGGCUGUCACACGAAACGUUUUAUUGGCUUUCAUGGAUGACCGCAAAACCAAGAUGCUUCGUGACCAACGUGAUCGCCAUAAUCGCGAAGUCCAAGCCCGUCUAUCUCCGAGUGUAGAUGGCGAAAGAACUACAUCUCCUUCCCUGCCGCCCUCCAAUGCAGAAAUGCCAGGGAGUGGUCAUACCUUAUCAUCACCUGACCCUGUAGUAGACGAACCUCCCCCGUACCGCGACUGAUAGUUUUCAACCCCUGAUGACCUAACAUGCUCACAUUUUCGCAGACCAACGGUCAAGAUUAUUGUACGAAUCAAUUAA
Suillus clintonianus is the source of this 892-nucleotide messenger RNA. RefSeq lists its product as uncharacterized. The coding region runs from base 80 to 814 and encodes 244 amino acids. NCBI's taxonomy places the organism in Eukaryota, Fungi, Basidiomycota, Agaricomycetes, Boletales, Suillaceae. The record is from RefSeq and is a predicted model, not a curated record. Gene Ontology annotation, cellular component: cytoplasm. The transcript is spliced from 5 exons.